Molecule: messenger RNA, 802 nt
Organism: Charadrius vociferus (killdeer)
Lineage: Eukaryota; Metazoa; Chordata; Aves; Charadriiformes; Charadriidae
Gene: PXMP4
Product: peroxisomal membrane protein 4, 24kDa
Exons: 3
Coding region: 35-523 (162 amino acids)
Cellular component (GO): peroxisomal membrane
Source: RefSeq, a predicted model, not a curated record
UGGAGCAAAAAUUCGUGCCCCACAUGCCCUGGUGAUGACUUUCUUGUUCAAGAGUGGAAGUUUAAGAGAGAAAUUGAAAUCGAUUGCUCAGGCUACGUACACUCAUUCCCGGAACUUGGCAUAUUUUGUGUUCACCUACAAGGGGCUGAUGGCGUUGCAGUCCCGACUACAGGGGAAAAAAAUUCCAUUUCAUUCUUUCUUUGCAGCCUGCAUUGGAGGUUGGCUAGUGUUUGGUGAGAACAACCCCAUCAACAGCCAGAUCAUUAUGUACCUGCUGUCUCGUAUCCUGUUCGGCUUGUCUCGGCUGGCAGUGGAAAAGGGCUAUGUCCCACAGCCAAAGCAGGAUCCUUUUCCACUUGUCGCGGCUCUGGUAUGGGGGACAGUUCUCUGGCUCUUUGAGUACCACCGGCAAACUCUGCAGCCUUCUCUGCAGUCCUCCAUGACCUACUUGUAUGAUGAUAGUAAUGUAUGGCAUGACAUUUCUGACUUUCUCAUUUAUAACAAAAGGACAGACAGCAAGUAGAUGGUUCAUUGUCAAACACCUUUGAAUGGGAUGGUACCUUCCAGCAGAUAAGGGAAAAGGUUAUUCUGUUGCUCUUGACUGGUGAUUUUUUUAAAUUAACAUCUGUCAGGCACAGUCGCUUUUUGUGUUUUGGCCAAAAUGUUCUGACUAGUCUUCUCUUUGCUCUGUUUAGAGCAAGUAAAUACCCCACAGAAACUUGUUGCAGUCCUCAGUGACAGUAAAACGCCUUGGGAAUCUUGAGUUAAAGUAAGUCUUUUUUUUAAAGAGGCCUUAUUUUCU